UAAUGUUGAAUAGUUUUUAAUAGCCAUAUUCCAACAAAAGAGAGCAAAUUUUGAUGGGCUUUUGGUCUGCUAGUGGAGUUUUUCCUUAGGGUGUCUUUGAGUGACGUAACAAACUGUAAAUCUAGCGUUGAGUCAACUGACAACUAUUACAACUAUUCAGACAAUUCAAAACAAUUUCUAAAACUUUGCACAGUAAAUUAUUUAAAAGAGCUUUGUGGAGCAGAAAUACAAAUUAAACGAAAAAAUAGGAAAAAGCAGAGAAACUACCCCCACAAAAUGCUUUCAAUCGUUAUAUUUAUUGCUCAUCUUAUACUGUUGAUGUUCACAGUUUAUGGUUUAACCAAUCUUUACUCAGACUCACACUGCAGGAAACGUUCUGCUCUCUGGUUGUAUGUAUUAACUGAAGAAUGUGCAUCGAAGCACAUUUUAAUAACGGCAGCGCCUUUCUGAUACUAGUUGUGUAGACUCAUUUUCCUAAACAGAAGGAAAGAGUUGUCCUGAAAUUCUUUCUGAGAAAUGUGGCGAUACAGUGAUAAUGGUUGAUCUAAUGUAGUGUUUACUAUAAACGGUGAUCAAAAGAAAACGCCUUCGCUUCCAGAUAAUUCCACGAGAAACUACUCUUCCUUCUUGACAUAUCGGUUGGUCUAGUUGUUGGCUGCAAAGGCCGAUCAAAAGAAAACGCCUUCGCUUCCAGACAAUUCCACGGAAAACAUUCUUUCUGUUGAUCCUGACCUAUCGAAUUCAACAAACCAAAAGAAAAGCAAGCCAUGUAGCUACAGCAGGAACGUGGAGAGCUUUGCAACGAAAUGUGGUGAUGACGAGCACACGUGAUAUCGCUAGACAAAUUGCUUAGUACAUAGCAGUUUACCUUGGAUUCGUUUUGAGUGAUGAUUACGAACCCAACCUACGUUUGGUAAGAAAACAAAACAUUUUAUAGCUGUCUUUAUAUGGUGUUGGAUGCUAUAUUUUAGAGAUCAAAAAUGAUGGAAUAGACCUAAUCGGCUAACGCGUUACCAUGUACGUUACCAUCCAAUUCAAAUCCUGUGGGAAAAAGAACUUUUGUUUCUAAGAAUUCAACUAUGAAAUGAAAAUACAACGAACAAUGAAACUUAUUACCGGAUGGUUUGAUUUGGUUCGAAACGUUUAUAGCAAUUUUCCACAAUUUCCUUUGAGUAUCCAGCAAUUUUGUUUUUCUCAACAAUGUUUAUGGUGUUUGGUGAUCAUUGAAUGUUACAAUUCUUGCUUCUCCACACUACAGUGUUAAGCUUAUACUAGUGUUUGAGUGGUCACUUUCCGGAUGAGAAGGAAAAAUGAUGAUCCACAUAUCCAAAUCUUAAAAGGAAACGAUCGAAAAUAGUAAUAAACUGAACAAAGGAGAUCAUCAAAUAAUGAGUUGCUUAAGAUAUUGGUUUCGUUAUUCAACAAACGCCACUCCUUUGAUAAAAGCUAUUCUCGACGGCAAUAAUGAACUAUCACGAGAACUAAUUACUCAAGGUGAAGACCUCAAUGUCACAGAUAAUGAAGGAGGAACACCUUUGAUUUGUGCUGCAUUCAAGGGCAAUAAAGAGAUCGCUGAAAUACUAAUUGAUGAAGGUUCUGAAGUCAAUCAAAGAAAUCAUAAGAAACAAACGGCCCUCUUUUAUUCAAUUGCGAAUAACAACGAAGAGGUUGCACGGCUACUCGUUUUAAAAGGUGCUGAUGUCAAUGUAUCUGAUAAACAUGGACAAACUCCUUUAUUCCAUGCAGCUGAAAAUAAUAACGAAGAGUUUCUACGAAUGUUGAUUGAGAAAGGUGCUGUCAAUGUAUCUGAUGAUAUAUAUGGACAAACUCUAUUCAUUGCCGCUAAAAAUAACAACGAAGAGGUUGCGCGACUGUUGAUUGAGAAAGGUGCUGAUGUCAAUAUAUCUAAUAAAUACGGACAAACUCCUAUAUUCGAGGCAGCUAAAAAUAGCAACGAAGAGGUUGCACGAAUGUUGAUUGAGAAAGGUGCUGAUGUCAAUGUAUCUGAUAAAGAUGGACAAACUCCUUUAUUCAGUGCAGCUACAAAUAACAACGAAGAGGUUGCACGACUGUUGAUUGAGAAAGGUGCUGAUAUCAAUGUAUCUGAUAAAAAUGGAACAACUCCUUUAUUCAGUGCAGCUGGAAAUAAGAACGAAGAGGUUGCACGACUUUUGAUUGAAAAAGGUGCUGAUAUUAAUGCUUGUUCCAAGUCUGGAGAAAAUCCGUUAUCCACAGCACUUAAAUGUGGCACGGAAAAGAUGGUAAUGACAUUAAUGAACAUAGGUGCCAAUAAUAAUGUUUGUAAAAAUCAUGCAGGGACUAAAACUUUUCAUAUUGCUUUGAAUCAUGGAAAGUAUGAAGUUGCCAAAAAACUGUUGGAAUUGAGCGUCACAGAUAUGGAUAUUGAAGACAACAAUGGUUGAACGGCCAUAUUUCAUUUGCUAGGUAGAUAUGUGGGCAAUUAUAAAAUUUAUAGCUUAAUUUCUGCGCUCGACAAAGUUAAGAUGAAGAUGAGUGGCGAUUGUUCUACUCUUGUUAAAAGGCAUGAAAGACAAGACCUUACUCGCAAAGUGGCUUCUUCUUGCAGUAAUAUUAAUAAAAGGGACAACCAAGGUCGAACUGCGCUUUCUUAUGCUAUAGAGAGAAUGAAUGAUGAUGAAGAAUUAGAAAGUUUGGCACGAAUAAUUAUCGACGCUGGUGCUAAUAUUAACUUAGCAGAUGAUAAAGGACAAACGCCGUUGUUUUAUGCAUCGAGGCCUUCCGCCGUACGGUUGUUAUUAGAACAUGGUGCAUAUUUAACUGUUCGGAAUAAUCAGCAGGAAACCGCCUUGAUUCAUAUUCUUGCUGAGAAAGACCUUUAUUUCGACUACGACAAAGUAUCACAUUUAUACGAGCAGUGCAUUAGUGUAUUGCUCAAUUACGUAGACACUACUUACGUGAACGCAAGAGACAUGUAUGGCAGAACAGCAAUGUUCUAUGCAGUUACACAAUUUGAUGAUAGUAAAAUGUUUGAAGUUAUAGCGACGAUGCUUGUUCGCAAGGGGGCUGUUGUAGACGAUA
Messenger RNA from Exaiptasia diaphana, 3060 nucleotides. RefSeq names its product putative ankyrin repeat protein RF_0381. The transcript has 6 exons. The record is from RefSeq and is a predicted model, not a curated record. Gene Ontology annotation, molecular function: protein binding. Lineage: Eukaryota; Metazoa; Cnidaria; Anthozoa; Actiniaria; Aiptasiidae. Bases 1389 to 2423 code for a protein of 344 amino acids.